UGGAGCGUGCUUAUACUUAUCCGACUCUACUAUAUAUAACUCGACCACAUUCCCCAUUAGGUGAAACCAUCUAUCAACAAAUUAAUUCCAAAUCCCACACACGUUUGUUGCACUUUGACACUAGCAUAUAUGAGAGUUAUGGAUACUAAGGUUAAGAAAGGUGGGUCUGCAACUGCAACACAGGGACAGGUGCAGCAGAAUGAAAACGAGAUGGGCAUGAGAAAAGGUCCAUGGACGGUUGAUGAGGAUACCAUUCUCGUCAAUUACAUCGCCACAAACGGUGAAGGUCACUGGAAUUCCGUCGCACGUUCUGCAGGUUUGAGGAGAAGUGGGAAAAGUUGCAGAUUAAGAUGGUUAAACUACUUGCGUCCAGAUGUGCGACGUGGAAAUAUCACACUCCAAGAACAAAUAUUGAUUCUUGAACUUCAUUCUCGGUGGGGCAAUAGGUGGUCGAAGAUUGCUCAGCACAUGCCAGGAAGAACAGACAAUGAAAUAAAAAAUUAUUGGAGGACCAGAGUCAUGAAACAGGCGAAGCAACUCAACUGCGAUGUCAACAGCAAACAGUUUAGGGACGCGUUGCGUUACGUGUGGAUGCCCCGUUUGCUUGAGCGGGUUCAGCCCGCAUCCCAAGUGGGCCCAGACCCAAGUGGAGUUCGGGUCUUUUUUUACAAAAACGGGUUACAAAGUUUAGAGUCAGGAGCAGAAGGGGAAAAACCGAACCGCUACUGCAGCUCAAGUGGUGCAUCCUCGGACUCAUCGUCCGUGGAGUUGCAAGUUCCUUCAAAUUCGGACCAUAGCGAUUCUUCGGAACUGUUGGGUCAUGAUGUCUCGGUUCAUAGACUUGAAAAGGGUUCGGAUAUAUGGCCAAGUAUGAAUAAUCAAAUGUUUGAACAGGGUAAUGGUGGUGGUGGUGGUGACUCAUUGGAGAGUUUGUGGAACGAAGAGAAUAUAUGGUUCUUGCAACAACAACUUAAUUUCUGAUGAUAUCGAAUAAAACACGAUUUCCUUGCGUGACGCAUCGUACAAUUCACAGUGCGAAAAGUGGAGCAAGCGUGACUCUUUUGGUGACUUUGAUGUAACAAAAAAUAUAGGUACUAGAUCAUUGGUAUAUCGCAUUAGGGGGGAUGAAUUUUCAUAAUUUUAUUGCUACAAAUACACGAAAAUUGCACGCGCUCUUAGCCUUUUCCUUGAGCAAUAAUGGUGCUUUGCUUUGUGAUUAGUUUUUUGGGUAUUUUCUUUGUGAUUGGCCAUGAAAGGGGGUGAUGGGCGCUUGUGCUUGCUUCUAAGCUUGUUAAAGCACAUAAUUGGUCUGCUUUUUAACUUGAAAAAGAGUUUUUUGUGGAAAGGAAGCAAGGAAUGUGUUCCACGAGUAGUUUCACAUUCCAAUUUCCAACCCCAAGAUAACGAAAGUUCAAUGCUCCAUCCCUGAUGUUGACUCUUUGUUUCCGUGCUUGUAAAUUAAAAAUUUC
Messenger RNA from Gastrolobium bilobum, 1469 nucleotides. RefSeq names its product transcription factor JAMYB-like. The transcript is spliced from 3 exons. Lineage: Eukaryota; Viridiplantae; Streptophyta; Magnoliopsida; Fabales; Fabaceae. Gene Ontology annotation, cellular component: nucleus. The record is from RefSeq and is a predicted model, not a curated record. Gene Ontology annotation, molecular function: sequence-specific DNA binding; DNA-binding transcription factor activity. Gene Ontology annotation, biological process: regulation of DNA-templated transcription. The coding region runs from base 130 to 981 and encodes 283 amino acids.